Molecule: messenger RNA, 2309 nt
Organism: Manis pentadactyla (Chinese pangolin)
Lineage: Eukaryota; Metazoa; Chordata; Mammalia; Pholidota; Manidae
Gene: DUS2
Product: dihydrouridine synthase 2
Exons: 19
Coding region: 504-1979 (491 amino acids)
Biological process (GO): tRNA dihydrouridine synthesis
Cellular component (GO): cytoplasm
Molecular function (GO): flavin adenine dinucleotide binding; tRNA dihydrouridine synthase activity; tRNA binding
Source: RefSeq, a predicted model, not a curated record
GCAGAAACGCACAGCAGAGACGUCACGGGCGCGCCGAGGCCUUGAGGACGGUGUCCGGCGCGGCUCAGUAAUGCUCGCAUAGUUGGCGAACUGUGAGGAAGGAGAGACGUUCUGUGGAGUUACGCGGCGGCGAGGCGAGGUUCACUCUCCAUUCCUUUGUGACCGUUCCCAGCUUCUCAUCCAGAACCCACCACACUGACAGUUCCACUCAACCUCCACUGCCUUCCCAGUGACAUACCUAAAUUGCUUGAAUAGCAGUGAGGAGGGUCCUUCUACACCAGCGAGUGAUCAGAUAUAAAACAAAGAACUGCCUUGUACAAAGCCAGAACAGAUACAUUGACAGAAUCAUCAGGAAGGAUAAUAGGUAGGGGCCCAGCCUCAGCACCAUCAUCUCUCACGUUGGCUGCCGAAGACCCUCCUAAUUGAUCUCUGUGUCUACCUGACCCCCAGUAGUCCGCUCUUCAUAUAGCUUUCACUGUGACUGUGGCUGUCGCAGAGGAGGAAUGAUAGUGGACAGCCUCUCACUGUGCUACCGCAACAAACUCAUCUUAGCCCCUAUGGUUCGGGUAGGGACUCUCCCAAUGCGGCUGCUGGCCCUGGAUUAUGGAGCGGACAUUGUGUACUGUGAGGAGCUGAUUGACCUCAAGAUGCUUCAGUGCAAGAGAGUCGUCAACGAGGUGCUCAGCACAGUGGACUUUGUCGCCCCUGAUGACCGAGUUGUCUUCCGCACCUGUGAAAGAGAACAGCGCAGGGUUGUCUUCCAGAUGGGGACUUCAGAUGAAACGCGAGCCCUUGCUGUGGCCAAACUUGUAGAAAAUGAUGUGGCUGGUAUCGAUGUGAACAUGGGCUGUCCAAAAGAGUAUUCCACCAAGGGAGGAAUGGGAGCUGCUUUGCUGUCAGACCCUGACAAGAUUGAGAAGAUCCUCAGCACUCUUGUUAAAGGGACACGCAGACCUGUGACCUGCAAGAUUCGCAUUCUGCCAUCGAUGGAAGAUACCCUGAGCCUUGUGAAGCGGAUAGAGAGGACUGGCAUUGCUGCCAUCGCAGUUCAUGGGAGGAAGCGGGAGGAGCGACCCCAGCACCCUGUCAGCUGUGAAGCCAUCAAAGCCAUUGCUGAAACCCUGUCCAUUCCUGUCAUAGCCAAUGGAGGAUCUCAUGACCACAUCCACGAGUAUGUGGACAUAGAGGAUUUUCGACAAGCCACAGCAGCCUCUUCAGUGAUGGUGGCCCGAGGGGCCAUGUGGAACCCAUCCAUCUUCCUCAAGGAGGGUCUUCGGCCCCUGGAGGAGGUCAUGCAGAAGUACAUCCAAUACGCUGUGAAGUACGACAACCACUACACCAACACCAAGUACUGCUUGUGCCAGAUGCUCCGAGAACAGCUGGAGUCGUCCCAGGGAAGGUUGCUCCAUGCUGCCCAGUCUUCCCGGGAAAUUUGUGAGGCUUUUGGCCUUGGUACCUUCUAUGAAGACACCACACGAGAGCGUGCCCGGCAGGCUGAGCUGUUGGCCAAGACCCCAGAGGAGCCAGGGGAACCAGCUGAAGACACCUCUGGUGUCAUUCAGAUGGCUGUCAAGUUUGAACGGAGAGCAUAUUCACCCCAGAUCACCCCCAAGAUGUGCCUGCUGGAGUGGUGCCGGAGGGAGAAGUUGGCACAGCCUGUGUAUGAAACGGUUCAGCGCCCCCUGGAUCGUCUCUUCUGUUCUGUUGUCACUGUUGCUGACCAAAAGUACCAGUCCACCUUGUGGGCCAAGUCGAAGAAACUGGCGGAGCAGGCUGCGGCCAUCAUCUGUCUGCGGAGCCAGGGCCUCCCUGAGGGUCGGCUGGGUGAGGAGAGCCCCUCCUUGCACAAGCGCAAGCGGGAGGCCCCUGGCCAAGACCCUGGGGAAUCCAGAACUCAGGAGGCAGCAGUGCCUGGGGAGCUGUGCAAGAAGCCCUUUGUGGCCUUGGGAAGUGGUGAAGAGAGCCCUCUGGAAGGCUAGUGACUCUUGUGCCUACCCUGGUCACCUCCUUCAGAGGCCUGGCCCUAGGAUGGCUGUGAGUACAGAGCAUGGACCAGACGCUGUUGGACAGUUUGACCCCUCCUGGCAGGAGUUAAGAGGUCAUGGCCUGGAGCAUGGGUCAAAGGGUGUUUGGGACAUCCAUCUCCAAUGGUGGGUCUGAGUAGCAGGGCCAAGUUCCCAGUGACCUUAAUAUUUUCUUUGGAAGCAGGAGCUUUUCAGGUGGCACCUCCCAAUAUGACAUUGGUACAGUACAAUAAAGACACCCCUCAUCGUUACCCACGGCUGGCUGCUGCAGCCUUGGCACCUUCA